Molecule: messenger RNA, 645 nt
Organism: Etheostoma spectabile (orangethroat darter)
Lineage: Eukaryota; Metazoa; Chordata; Actinopteri; Perciformes; Percidae
Product: major histocompatibility complex class I-related gene protein
Biological process (GO): immune response
Cellular component (GO): external side of plasma membrane
Source: RefSeq, a predicted model, not a curated record
ACUGAAAACAAAACCUCUACAAAAGCUCGGUCCUCGGACACGUCUUUAUCAGAACAAGAUGAAGUUUCUGUUGUUGCUUCUCUUCUGUCAUGUCUCAUCUCCAGUGAAACACUCACUCAAGUUUUUCAUCACUGCAUCUUCUGGAGUCCCAAACCUCCCAGAGUUUGUGGCUACUACAGUAGUGGAUGAUCUUCUGGUGGGUUACUGCGACACCAACAAAAAGAUACUAGAACUCAAACAGGACUGGGUGAAAACAUUUUUAGAAAAAAAUCCUCAGCAGUUGGAGUUUUACACUCAAGCAUGUAUUAAGAGUGUGCCAAAGUUCUGGAAAUCCCAAAUGGAUCACUUCAAGCAUCACUUUUACCAGAAUAGAGGUGUCCACAUUUUCCAGAGGGUGUACGGCUGUGAGUGGGAUGAUGAGACUGGAGAGGUGAAUGGUUUUGAUCAGUAUGGUUAUAAUGGAAAAGACUUCAUAUCAUUUGACCCGAAGACAUUGACAUGGAUCGCUGCAAAACCACAAGCUGUCAUUGUCAAACUGAGAUGGGAUGCUGACAAAUCUAGAAUAAAAUACAAUGAGAUUCGCCUCACUGAGAUUUAUCCUGAAUGGCUGAAGAAGUUUGUGGACUACGGCAAGCGCUAUCUGCU